Chelonus insularis is the source of this 2238-nucleotide messenger RNA. RefSeq names its product repressor of RNA polymerase III transcription Maf1 (gene Maf1). NCBI's taxonomy places the organism in Eukaryota, Metazoa, Arthropoda, Insecta, Hymenoptera, Braconidae. The transcript is spliced from 5 exons. The record is from RefSeq and is a predicted model, not a curated record. Gene Ontology annotation, molecular function: RNA polymerase III core binding. Gene Ontology annotation, cellular component: nucleus. The coding region runs from base 951 to 1661 and encodes 236 amino acids. Gene Ontology annotation, biological process: negative regulation of transcription by RNA polymerase III.
AGAGUCCGAGGAUAAGACGCUUUGGGUUAUUUCUGUCGCGUAGAUUGUAUUAACGGAGUAUAUUUACUUGAAUAAUUCUAUCUAUUAAUUUAACACACCCCGAGGCACUAAUCAACUGAUUAAAUCUAUUAUUUCAACGAAUAAUAUAUCAAACUUCGUUAUUUACUCCACUUGCGGGUGCAAAGUGUCAAAUUAAUUUUGUGAUUGUGAUUGUUAUUGAAAUUAGUUCAAACUAUAACAAUGAUCGUGAUUAUGGAUUGUUUUCUGCAAUAGCGGAUGUGUUGGAUCACUUUUGUCUUCAUAAUACAUUAGAAUCUUCAAUUUUUGUUUAAAAAAUAUAUUAUAUAUUAUAUUAUUCCAAGACUUCGUGUUUAUUUUGGAGUGAGAAUCCCUGCUAAGCGUCUUGUUUUGAACGCUUGAACGUCACUUUAGUGACAAAGAUAAAAAAAACUGAAGUUAUUUUGGCGCUCAUUUAACCAAUUCACUUAUCUAGUUCAUUUUCUAAUCUUUUGUGUACUCAAUUUGUGUAUUGACAAUUGAAACUUAAAUUUAUAUUAUUUAAGGCAUUUUAACUAGUGAUUCUGUAAUGUACCGAAAGUGUAACACAGAAGAAUACUCAGUCACAUCAACAAUUAAACUCGUACACUCGAAACGAAAAGGAAUCUUCAUAAAAAAAAUGCUAAAAAAUCCUAAAAGUCUCAGAAGUAGAAUAAGUUUUAAACUUCGCUGGGACUGAAUUACUUGAAAAUAUAAAUAAAUUAAAAAUUUCAACAAAUUUACGUGAGUUUCAUUCUUGAAAUCUUAAAAGAGCUGAUACCUCUUUUUGAGACAAUUAAAAUGUUGAAGUCAUAUUAAGUUUAUCUUGAAGAUAUAUUAAAAGAUCGUAAUCAACAUUUUGCUGCUGACGAUUCUGUUAAUUUAUUUAUUUAGCCAAAGUUCAUAAUAUCAAGAUGAAGUUGUUAGAAAGUACAAGAUUCGAAGCCAUAAACAAUGCACUUUGUAUUAAAACUGGAGAUAGUAAAAUCAUUGGAAGAAUUGAAAGUUACUCUUGCAAAAUGGCUGGGAAUGAUAAACAAUUGUAUAAAAGAUUUAAUGCAGAGCAAGGAGUUACUCCACACGACCUUCAAGCUUUAUCACCACCACAAACAUCUCUUGGCACUUCACCAGCUCAAUCUUACUUUAGUAAAAGUAUAUCUGGGGAUGAAGAAGGACCAUUAUGUGAUACAAUCAGUCGCAAAACAUUAUUUUACUUAAUCGCAACAUUGAAUUCAGCAUUUCAUCCAGAUUAUGAUUUUUCUGAUGCUAAAAGUCACGAAUUUAGCAAAGAACCUAGUUUACAAUGGGUGAUGAAUGCAGUUGACAGUAAUUUAAGUGCGACAGCAGGAGACCAUUAUCGUACUUUAAGAUCAGCAUUGUGGGCUGCUGUAGAGGAUGAAAUAUCAAUGAGCGAAUGUGAUAUUUAUAGUUACAAUCCAGACUUGGCUUCAGAUCCAUUCGGAGAAGAUGGAUGUUUAUGGUCAUUCAAUUAUUUUUUUUAUAAUAAAAAAUUAAAACGAAUUGUUUUCUUCACUUGUAGAGCAAUCAACCCUCUUUACGUACUAGAUUCUGGAGUCGGAAGUGAUUUUGCUAUGGACGAAGAUGAUGAUGAUGAUCAUUAUUAGAUCAAAAAUAAUACUUUGAUUGAAACUAAUUAAUUAACUUUACAUAUAGUUGAACAAUAUAAAAAAUAGCUGCAGAUAAAUAGUUUGUUCUUCAGCAUCAAUAAUUACAACAUAAAUAAGUAAUAUUUAAUAACAUUUUAUCCGAAAUUUGUGAAACCCAAUCAAUGUUUAGUUCUUAUUGUCAAUCAAUAAUUUAUAUUAAUGAAUUUACUAUUAAAUAUCUGCUUAAAAGUUUCAAUUAAAUGCCCUUCUAGAACAGUUAUUUUUAUGGAAAAAAUUACAAUUUUGGAGUUAUCUUUUUAAGAAUUCAAGUAUUCUAUACUAGAUAUGGAUAUAGUCCUUCAUAUCAAUAUGAUAUAAAAAUCUAUCGAUUACAGUUUCUAGCUUAUUAAAAUUAGGAUCUCAUGUGUAGUUUUUGUAAGUGAUAAACCUGGGCGAUUAUUAUUGUUAUGGUUUAAACAAUCAAGUACUAAUCAAAUCAUACUAGUAUUAAGACUUUUUCGUGUUUAACUUUAAGAAUUAUUUAUAAAAUUGCUACAAGAGAAAUAAAAAAUGUACUACAGAUGCUAUUAAACUA